Messenger RNA from Hypoxylon fragiforme, 2854 nucleotides. RefSeq lists its product as uncharacterized. Gene Ontology annotation, cellular component: Mre11 complex. The record is from RefSeq and is a predicted model, not a curated record. Gene Ontology annotation, biological process: mitotic G2 DNA damage checkpoint signaling; double-strand break repair via homologous recombination. Bases 266 to 2656 code for a protein of 796 amino acids. Gene Ontology annotation, molecular function: protein binding; damaged DNA binding. The transcript has 5 exons. Lineage: Eukaryota; Fungi; Ascomycota; Sordariomycetes; Xylariales; Hypoxylaceae.
CUAUUUAUCUAGUGAGCAUGUGACUUUAUCGGAAAUAUGUAUAAAAAGAGGUUAGGUUAGGCAUUUAAACUUUAACCAAGAGCAUUGACCACACUAUACAGAAUACACGUGAUGACGAGCUUCUUUCGCGUUUCAACACGCUUCUUUAUUAAUUCUCAUUCUCGCAUUAUCACCACUUGACCACUUGAUCACCCCACUUUAUAUAUUGUGGUCGCUCACAAUUCCCAAUUCCCCAGUGAUUGAUUGUCUUAUCAUUGACGUGACUAUGUGGCUUCUGGAGAAUGAAGAUGAAGCUCUUGAUGGGAAGCGACUUUGGUUACGACCAGGGAAGCGAUAUCUUUUCGGUCGAACUGUUGCCGAGCCCGGUCAGCUUGCUAUAAAAGGCCCUGGGGCGGAGAGAGUAUCGCGGAAGCACGUCGUCAUCCGCGUCGAUAAAGUAGCUGAGAGAGAUGGGGAACGUGUUUCGAGUCGUUCACAAAUUACCGUUGAGGACCUCGGCUCAAAGUCUGGAACGUGGUUAAACGAUGAAAGGUUUAAAGGCGAGAGCCGUGUACUCUCCCAGGAUGUAAAUAUCCUUCGAAUGGGCUCUUUCCCUUCUAAAUUCCGCAUCACCUGGUUUCCUGUAGUUUUGAGCUUCGUGUUUACCGCGAACGAACGCCGAGCCGACCCGGUAUCAAAACUUCGAGAGGAUCUUGAGCAGCUUGAUAUCAAGUUCCUUACGGACUAUGACAAAGCAUGCACCCAUGUUGUAUCAAAAAAGAGAAACGUUGCAAAAGGCCUACAAGCUCUAGUAAAUGGACAGUUCAUCGUGACGGAUGCGUUUUAUGGAGCUAUCAUCAACGCUGCAACACCCGAGGAUGGGAAUGAUGGUAUGACUGCAAGUGCGUUGGAGAGCGAUUUCGACGCAAAUUGGCCAGAUGCUAUGCAAUUUGUACCGCCACCAGGAGACGAAGCCGUGCCAAGGCCAGUCGAGGCUUUUGCCCCUAAUCCUAGCCGCUCAGAGAUAUUCCAUGGCUUCUCCUUUAUAUUUUAUAACCGAAAGCAAUUCGACCAACUUCUAGGGCCUAUCACGAAUGGUGGAGGUAAAGCGUUGCUAAAUGAAGUGGUAGAGGGGGAGACAGUCAUUGAUGACUUCAUCCGGUAUGUGAAAGGGGUCGCAGGAGAGAAAGGGUUAGGGGAAUUUGAGGAUGGAAGUGAAGGCAAAGGCGUUGUCGUGGUCAGGUGGAUCCCAAGUCCUCCCAAAGAUGCCGUCUGGUUCACCGAAUUUUACACGUCUGUUUCCUUACGACUUGAUCACCGACUUAUUGAUCAGAAAGAAUUCCUCGACGCCAUCCUCAAUAAUGAUGCUAGUGGUUUACGAAGACCACUCGAAGCAGAAGCAGACCCAUAUACACCACAAGUCGAACCGCAGCCUCCCACGGUAAAGGAGACCAUGGACAUAGAUGAACAUCACGUCCAACCACAACAACCACCACCUCGAAGACGAGUGAGAGGGACCGUGAAGAGUCGUUUCAAAGGAUUUAAUGUGGAUUUGGAAGAUGACGAUUUACCUGUGGAUUCCCCGGCUCCUGUAGUACCCCAGGCUGCAGAGGCGGAAUUUUCACAGGAAGCUCUCUUCGUGUCGCAGGAUGCUGCGUCACAGGAGCCGAACGAAGAUAUCCAUAACACUCGACAGUCGCAGCGAAAACGUCGCAUACCCCCACUGCCCGAGCCGCAGAAUAUUAUGGAUGACUUUGCCCCUACGGCUGCGCAAGUCAAGCGUCGUCGUAUCGCUGCUGGAGAAGACCCCGUUCCACGGAGGCCCGCGCCCUCGACAGCGGAACCUCGGAAACCUUCCAUCAAAGCCCCCAAAGUUAAGAAAGAAAUUGAUAUUCUCGAACUAGCGCGACAACAUCGGGAGGAGGCAGAGGCCCAGGCGAAAGCUGAGAGAGAAGAGCUGGCCAUGGCUCCAGAGGACCUGGACCUAGCAGAGAUUCGUCGUCUGCAUAUUGAAGAGCCUAUGGAAUUGCGGCAGAUGCCACUCAUACGCACCCGAGAGCAGGAUAUAGCCGAUGGUCGCUGGGACCCAGCAUGGAACGGGCGGAAGAACUUCAAAAAAUUUCGUCAGCGAAACGGGGUCCAAGGACGGGCGCCACAAAAGAUCAUCGUAUCUCUCGAAGAGGUCAAGUCGAAAGGGUUCGGUAUUGGCGAUGACUACUGGCUUGAAGAUGAUAGCCAACAACAGAAGAGAAAAAAGCAGACUCAGUCACAGACUCCAGGCACGGAUGGGAGAGCAGAUCAAACAGAAUCUAAUGGGCAUGCAAAGGGGCCUCGAAAGCAGACCCAAAGACUGCCUAGUGAGAUUCUCCCUCAGGUCGACAGCAGUGAAGAUGAGGACCACCGCAUGGAUGAUGACGAGGACGAGAACGCCGAUGUUGUCAUAGCCCCUGCUUCGAAGACACGGGCAAGCAGGGCAUCGCAACAAACAGCACCUUCGCAGUUAUCGCGGACCACGACACGUAGCACAUCACAGAAGACACAGUCUUCCAGGACAAGCAAGCGGCCCGCUCCGCCUCUCACCAAGGAACAACCGACAAAAAGGUCUCGCUUAGGGUUGGUAGCUGCUAGUGACGAUGAGAGUGACGAUGAACUACGGUUUAGAUUCGGGAAAAGAUGAUAGGAUUCCCUUGCUCACUGUACGCAUUGUAGGUGCCUGCUAAAGCUAUGUUGCAUGUGCAUAGGUUUCUUCUAUCAACGGGGUAUCUCGUCUAUAUGCCUCGGUAGCCUAGCUCUUAGUUCUGUUAUGAGUGAACCAUGAGAAUAAUGAAAAAUCUAGUAUCUACUUGGAUUCAAUCCUGGCCUGACCUGGCAUUGA